AUGAAGAAUGAAGAGGAAGGUCACACUUUGAGAGGAGGUGAAAGCCGGCAGCCUGAAGGAAAUGUUAGACAGGAACUUGUUUGGCAUUUUGGCCACAGUGAAGUGAGAGAUGAUGUACAAAGGCUCACAAAGCAGAUGAUGGAAGUCAGGAGAAAGAUUAAGGAGUGUCAGAUGAAGCGCUAUAUGUGCUCUCAAAUUCCUGAACCAGACAAUCAUGAUGACUUUUGCCUUAUACCUUGA
Chrysochloris asiatica (Cape golden mole) is the source of this 240-nucleotide messenger RNA. RefSeq names its product protein BEX4-like. NCBI's taxonomy places the organism in Eukaryota, Metazoa, Chordata, Mammalia, Afrosoricida, Chrysochloridae. The transcript is spliced from 2 exons. Bases 1 to 240 code for a protein of 79 amino acids. The record is from RefSeq and is a predicted model, not a curated record. Gene Ontology annotation, cellular component: cytoplasm; nucleus.